AUGUCGAGCGGACGGACGUAUACGGCUGGGAUCCGAGCCAGUCCCGGGCGACCGCUCUCGCUUGCGGCGGCGUCGAGUGCGGCGCGCGAGUCGACCAUGGCGGCGUCUGCGUCGUCGCUGGCGGCGACGUUGGCAUCACUGACUCAUCGUAUCGAUGCGCUGCAAGCUGGCGCGCGCAGGUAUGCCUAUCCGGCGGCUUCGGGCGCCACGUCGGCCGCUAUGCUGCUGGAGGAUCUGGCCAGAGCGACGGCGCCGGCGGGCGCACCGAGGUUGAUCCAGCGGGACGACGCCCUGUUGGACAGGUUUCGCGACUCGCAGCGGCUGACGCACUCGCUGAGAGCUGGCUCCGGCCCGCACACGGGCUCGCUCUCGCGCGGCGCCUCUGCCAUCGCCACACCCGGCGAUAGCCCGCUUGCCCUGCAGGACAUUGCGGCAUCGGGCGAGCCGGUGCUCCGCGGCGAGCUUGCCGAGCUGCGCAAGCAAAAAGCACAGCUGCUGGCCGAGAUGGCUGGCGUCCGCCGGGAGCGCGACGAGGCUCGGACCGAGGCGCAGGCGCGCGAGAUUGAGCUUACCCAGCUCCGCCUCGACGCCGUCGCCGAGAAGAACCGCCUGCUGGCCAAACUGCAGGCCGCUGCGGACCGGACCGCCGAACUAGAGGCCAAGAACGGUGCUCUGGAGGCGCUCGUCCAGAAGCAGCAGGACAUGAUCGGUCGACAUGGCGCAGACUACGCCGCCCAUGUCCAGCGACUGGAGGACGAUCUCGCCGCCGCCCGCACUGCGCUGGAGACGCCGGACCAUCCGUUGGGAAAGGACCCGUCACUCGACGACAUCCUUGCUCAUCUCGAGGGCCAUACCAGCAGCGAUGAUGAAGCAGCGCCAGAGCCGGAGCAGCAGUUGGAGCAGCAGACGGAGCUGCAGCCGGAGCAGCAGCCGGAACACCAACCGGAACACCAGCUGCACCCCGAGUCUGACGACGGAUCGUCCGAGUACGUCUACGUUUACGACGGCGAGAGCGACGACGGCGAGCAACCCGAGCUUGUCGCCCUGGUUGCGCGGACGCUUGCGCCCAUCUCGGCCGAGUACCGCAACCAUGUCCCGGAGCACAUCAUCCAGUCGGUGCUGAUGGCGUUUGGGGAGAGCGUUGACGAUGCCAACUCGCUGGCGAGUGAAGUGGCCGGCCUCGCCUUUGACGAUUUUGUAGUCCUUGUCAGCGACAUGGUAGCCCAUGCAGCUGUCAUCGGCAACGUCACCGUCGACUCGGCCAUCGCCCAUGUGGCGCAUGUAGUUGCGGACAUGUGAUUGAAC
This is a messenger RNA of Thecamonas trahens ATCC 50062, 1305 nucleotides long. RefSeq lists its product as uncharacterized. The coding region runs from base 1 to 1299 and encodes 432 amino acids. The record is from RefSeq and is a predicted model, not a curated record. NCBI's taxonomy places the organism in Eukaryota, Apusomonadida, Apusomonadidae. The transcript has 2 exons.